GGUUUAGAAUGGUAUAUUAUUAUUUAUCUGGGACGAAACGAAAGUGUCGAAAGUUCAAACAAGUUGCUUAGUCCCGUUAUAAAAUAGUGAAAUUACUGCAUUGUGAUUUUCUUCUAAUCCCAGAAAUAUGCUGAACACGCUAGAUUUUAUAUUUCUAAACCUUGCCUUCAUGGUUACGUGUACAGGAUAUCUAAUAAAUAAUUACGAAACUUACGUGCCAGCAUUCGUAAUUCAGGGUUUUAAGUAUGGCAGUUUCGCGUAUCAAGGGAAUGGGGCCAUUUUCAUACAAGCAAUUGAAAUACCGAAGUCAUACUACAGGCAUUUUUAUUCGUUUUCGUCGGUGCUCAGUGCAUUAACAUUAGUUUACAUGUAUUUGGUCUAUUUUCUGGAUUUUAGUGUGAACAAGUAUGUUGUGAUAGUUUUAAACAAGAUUUUAGAACAAAAUGAACCAACAGUGUCGGCAACAGCAGCACUCAUUGCCAUGUCCCUGCUGACCAUUCAGUGUGCCCGGAGAUUCUACGAGACGCACUACCUCCAGGUGUUCGCCAAAAACAGCAAGAUGAACUUAAGUCACUACCUCGCAGGCAUUAUCCACUACUUCGCCUGCAUUAUAGCCGGUGUUGGUGAAGCUCCCCUCUUUUGUGGAAACCAAGACAGAAACACUAUGAUAUGGACCGACACUCGCACCAAGUACCUCUCCAUUCCCUGCAUCCUCAUCUUCCUGUGGGCCUGGUAUGAACAGUACCAGAGCAAUGUCAUCUUUGCCAACCUUCGCAAAGACAAAAAGUCUGGCCAAGUGGUAACUGAUGACCAUGGGAUACCGCACGGAAGAAGGUUCGAGCUGGUAUCUAGCCCUCACCGGAUGUGUGAGGUGAUCAUGUACACAGCGCUGCUACUUCUGGUGCCGACGAAAACUUACCUCUGUAUUUAUCUGUGGGUGCUUGGAAAUCAGAUCCAGACUGCGAUUCAAGCCAACGAGUGGUACAAGGCAACUUUUAAAACGUAUCCAAAGAAUAGGAAAGCCAUUUUUCCUUAUGUACUUUAAGACUGAACCGAUUUUAUACGAAUUUUGAAAGGCUAAACUACCCGCCGUGUGCGAAAUAAGAAGA
Cydia amplana is the source of this 1109-nucleotide messenger RNA. Its product is annotated as polyprenol reductase. Gene Ontology annotation, biological process: polyprenol catabolic process; dolichol-linked oligosaccharide biosynthetic process. Gene Ontology annotation, cellular component: endoplasmic reticulum. The coding region runs from base 128 to 1045 and encodes 305 amino acids. Gene Ontology annotation, molecular function: 3-oxo-5-alpha-steroid 4-dehydrogenase activity. NCBI's taxonomy places the organism in Eukaryota, Metazoa, Arthropoda, Insecta, Lepidoptera, Tortricidae. The transcript is spliced from 5 exons. The record is from RefSeq and is a predicted model, not a curated record.